Molecule: messenger RNA, 411 nt
Organism: Prunus armeniaca (apricot)
Lineage: Eukaryota; Viridiplantae; Streptophyta; Magnoliopsida; Rosales; Rosaceae
Source: the annotation of a GenBank genome assembly
AUGGGGAUUAAGCAUGAGUACGUUGCACCAAUUACACCUCAGUACAACGGUGCUGUGGAGAGGAAGAAUAGAGUCAUUGUUGAAAUGGCUAGAGUAAUGCUAAAUAGCCAAAAUCUUGCUAAACACUUUUGGGCAAAGGCUGUAGAUACAGCCUGUUAUAUCUCCAAUAGAGUGUUUUUAAGGUCAGAUAGGGAGCAUUUAGAUAAAUUUGACUCUAAAAGUGACAUGGGAAUAUUUCCUGGAUAUUCUACUUCAAGCUAUGCCUAUAGAGUGUAUAAUUGUCGGACCAAAACUAUCAUUGAGUCCAUAAAUGUCAAUGUUGAUGAUUUUGCUGAAUCUACUGAGAUGACAUUAGAUGAGGAUGGUAUGUUUCCUUCUAGGCUAGAAGAUGAAUCUCCAAGUUUGGAUUAA